AUUGCAUUGUGUUUUUUUAAUUUCUAAUUGGUUCCAAAGUGAGACUGACGAAUUGUUUAAGUGACCAUUUUAUUUAAUUUUACUGUUUACUGUUGAAUUUUUAUUGUUGUCCAUCUUUUAAAUGAUUAACUGGUGACCUUUAAGAAAAUUUGAUAUUUUAAAACUUCUAGUGUUAAAAAUACUUUAAAAUGUCUUUAGACUUAUUACCUGAUAGUUGUUUGAUCAAUAUUUUUAGCUGUGUCAACAGUAUCCACGAUAUAAGCAGAUGUUUAAGAGUUUGUUCAAGAUGGAAUCGAUUAAUGAGAAAACUAAUGCCCAAAGUCAAAUAUUUGAUCAGAGAGAAUUGCGAUUUUCAAGGAAGCAGAGUUGCAAGAUUCAUGGAUAUAGUUUUCUAUUGUCGCCCAAGAGAUUUAGUCAAGCUAAGGAUCAUGGACAUACUUCCCAAUCUCAAGAUUAUUGACAUGACUGGUGUGCGAAGAAACAGAUUGUCGAAACAUGAAAUCGAAACUCUCAAGAAAACUCAAUCUUUAAAGGGGCUUAUCUACCGGAUUGGAUUGUUUGAUUUCAACGUUGCCAAAUUUUGUCCAAAUCUUAGAUAUCUGUCAACUGAAUAUCUUUCACCUGCUGAUACCUUUGCUCUUUCAAAGAUCGGAUUAACACAACUUUUUGUUGGUGAUUGCUUCAUGAGCUCCUUAUUUUCGCCAACUUUAGUUAGGCUUCAUAUCAGUGAUUGUAAUUUUGGAACUUAUAAUGGCCCAGAUUUAAAGAAUCUUAAAAUUUUGGAAAUUUCUGCCUUCAUCUGGUCCAAGGAUACUCCGUAUAAUGGCUUUAGCUUGAUCAAUCGAUGUCCAGCUUUGGAAAGUGUUUUCAUGAAAAUCACUGGAAAUUUUACCUUUAGCCAAGGUGAUAUUGUUACUAACUUUAACAUUCGUGAUUUCAUCCUCGAAAGUUUCGAUUGUGAAUGGGAUUUGAUAAAGAAAAUUCUGGUCAGAUAUCCAAACAUAAAGCACUUAGCAAUACGGGAAAAUGUAAAAAUUGAUGACAGUUGUGUUUUUGAAAUAAUUGAUUUGCUGCCAAAUCUUGUGUUGCUUGAUCUUCGAGAAUCUCCCCAAUUAACGAAGCAAAGUGCAGCUUACAUUCGGCGAUAUAACAGAAUACAUAAUACAUGCAUUAAGUUUUACUACAAAAACGAUGUUCAAAUUAUCUGCGAUUGGAAAACCCUUUCCUACAGGCCUAGACGAAUUGUGCAAGGAAUUGAUUUCAUGAAGCAUUGCUUUCUCCAAACUUUUGAACAGCUGCCACAUUUUAUGAACUCAAAAGAUGACUGAAAAAUCAAUUAAACCAUAAAUAUUAGAUUGACAACGACAAUCGAUUCAAAAAUUCCGUUUACACCUAAAAUUUUGACUUUGUUGCGACUCUUAAAAAAAGGAUAAUUACUUGGCUAAGAUCAAAUGUUUUAAGUACUGCCAACAACAUACAUAUCAAUGGACCUCAACUGGACUGUUGGAAUAAAUUAAAUAUUCAAGCGGUCGACAAAGAAAAAACUACAGUUAUUUUUAAAUAAUCAAAUAAAUUUGAUUUUUUACACCAUUAUCACUUUCAAACAAAACUAAUUGUUGCUAACAAGCCUCUUGAUUGCUAAAAAUCAUCUCUUAAACAAAAUUUGCAAGAAAAAUCAAUAGCUCAAGAUCAAGAUUCAAGCCAGUGGACUCAGUAAUUGCUUUUCCAAGCCCGUGGACGGUUAAGAUAGAUGGAUUUGACAUUGACCUGAUAUCUAGUUGGUUCAUGCUUGAGGCAAGAUUCUUACUAAUUACCAGGUGAUCACUGGGUUGAUCAUAGGUCAAUCAAUGAGUAACAAUGUGAGAAGCAAUUUCAACUGAACAUAUAAAAUCAGCGUAACAUUAAACUGUGUUUUCUGAUUGACUUGAUUUUUGGCAAUUAUAAUUGCGGACUUACAAGUAAUCUGACUAUCCUCCUAUGAAAAAAGUAGGUUAAUAUGUUUUCAAUAUCUACGAACUGUUUACUUUUAUAUUGAACAUUUUCUUAGCUAAUAAUAUUGCAAAAGCAAUCAUUUUUAUUUUAAUUUCUUGUUCUAAAAAUGAUAAAAGAUGAAUAUAAUUAUAAUGGCCAAAUGCAUAAUCAAAUGAACUGACCAUAUGAACCUAAA
Molecule: messenger RNA, 2167 nt
Organism: Tetranychus urticae (two-spotted spider mite)
Lineage: Eukaryota; Metazoa; Arthropoda; Arachnida; Trombidiformes; Tetranychidae
Molecular function (GO): protein binding
Source: RefSeq, a predicted model, not a curated record